GAUGUUAAUUGUGUUUACAAUUAAUUGAUUUCCAUUUUUAUCUUCUUAAAAUACAAUCAAAUUACUUUUGAGAAGAUCAAUUUAAUUUACUUCUAUCGUUCUAAUAAUAUACUUAAUCAGUUCAUUUUUGCAAUAAGCUAAUUAUCAUUACUGUUGGUAACAAUUAAAGUAUCUUAUUAAUUGUCUGUUAAUUGUGAUCUAAUUGAUACGAUUGGUUUACUAAAGAUGGUUAACCUUUUAUAUUAAUAAUUUAAAUUGUUAUUUAACCUUUUGUUGUUAUCAACAGAUUAGAGAUUAAUUCAAUUGCUUCUUAUGAUUAAGAUCAUUAUUUUAACCAUUCAGUUGGUAGACUUAAUCGUAACUUAAUUAUUGUGAUUGUUGUUUUCACAAUUAGUAAAUCAUAUUUGACGGCCAUUUUGUUACAAUCACUUGGUUAAUCAAGAAGAUUUUGUGUUCCUCUUUUUUAAAUUAACAAUAUAACAACAUUUAAAUUGUCAACUAAUCACAAUUUGAUCUAAAUUGAUUAUUAUUAUAAUGAUCUCCUUUUUAUCAUUCAUAUUGUGAUUUUAGUUGAAGUUAAAUUAAUGAAUUGAAAUCAUUCGUUGAUUAAUUAACUUACCGUAAUUAAUGAUUAACUUGAUUUCUUUCAAAGUGUGUGGCCUCUUACAAUUAACGUUAACCAUCAAUUCAGGUAAUUUGGUUGAAUUUCCAACAGUUUCUAUCAACAAUUGCUCGAUGAUAAGUUGAUUGGAAAACUAAAUCGAAAAUAAGAAAUCAUAAUGUUCAAUCAAUUCCAAAUUAAUCGGAUUCCAAUUAAUUUAACAUCAAUUAAAUCAUCGAUAUUCUUGUUCCUGUGUAUCCAAUCAAUGUUAUCGUUCACGGAGGCCAAAGGUUCAAAGGAUAAUGAAGAUGGAAGUAAUAUAAUUGUUCUUGGUGCUGACGGGCAAUUAGCUACUUCUCGUUAUGUCCCUCGUAAAUCAGGUAAAGGUUCAAGUACGAUUAUAAUUGUUGGACAACCUGGAAUGAAUCAACAAAAUAAUAACAAUCAUCAGAAUAAUGAUAAUAAUGUUAAUAGUCAAGGACCAAAUGUACAAUCAGCAGCCUGGUCAAUGCCAAAUUCAAAUCAACAAUCAUUUUCUUCACCUUCAGCAUCUUCAUCAAAUAUUAAUCAACAUUUAGUGCCAAUUGGAUCACAAAGUUUUAAUCACCAAUCGAUAACAGAUAAUCAACAUCAACAUCAACAUCAACAUCAACAUCAACAACAACAAUCAACGUUAAUGAAUAACUGGCCACAUGAAUUAAAUCUAAACAAAGGUCAAAAUUGUGGCCAUGGUGGUAAUUGUGGGGGUGGUGUACAAACAAUCACAACUUUACCUCAAUUGAUUCCAAUUAUGGUUCCUUAUAUUAAACCAACUAAAAGGUCCAAAAUUCGUAAGUUAUCCUUAAUUAAUAAUCAGAAUAAUCGAGCAGCGGAGAGUCGACUUAAUUUUGCGAAAACAACUUUACAACAACACCAGCAGCAGCAACAGCAGCAACUACAACAACAGCAACAUCAACAUCAUCAUCAACCACAACAUCAACCACAACAUCAACAACAACAACAACAACAGCAGCAGCAGCAACAAUCAACAUCAACAGUUAAUCCACUGGAACCACAAAUAAUAAUCAGGAAAACUAAAAAUUCACCACCAAUUUUAAUUGAAGAAGUUAAAGGAAAUGAUGAGGGUCAUAUCGAUUACCAUGUAACGUCACAGCCCAAUUCGGUUACUCCACAGAUAACACAAUUUCCGUCAAAUUAUAACUUGGUAAACAAUCAACAGGCCAAUAAUCAUCAUGGAUCAGAAAUGGGAUCAAUUUACCCAUCAACAGUUAAUUCUGUUAAUCCUCAAAUGGUUAUUGGAGAUGAAGAUAAUCAUCGAUCGUCAAUGAAAAUUCAUUCUAAUGGUGGGACAACCAAUGGAGGUGGUUCGAGUGGACUUGCUGGUUUUCCAACAGUUAAUCAGAUUAAUCCAAUAAGUCAAAUGAGUCCAAUGAGCUCAAUUAAUAACAUCAACUCAAUGAAUUCAAUGGGAUCAAUUAACCAGUUAAAUCAAUUGAAACAAAUGAAUAAAAUGAACCAAUUAAAUGGGAUACAGAAAAUAAUUGUCAACUCAAAUGCACCAACCAUGAGUCCAGGUUAUGUAAGUACAUCAACAAUGAAUCAAAAUCCAGGCAUCACAAUUAGUGAACAUGCAGCUUCACCUUUUACAUACAAUGCACCAUUAAUGACAUCAACAUCGACAAUAAAUGAACAUAAUGAUUUCACAUUGAAAGGAACCAAAGAUAAUCCUGAAAAUCAGGAAAUCUACGAUGAAAAAGUUUUCAAUCAAUUCUAUGGAUUUGAUCAGAUUCCAUCAAUCGAUUUAGGUAAUUUACCAGGUGAAGAGCAUCUUCCAAAUCUAUUAUUUUCCAAUAAUCAUAAUAAUAACAAUGACAAUGAUGAUGAAGGAAAUCGUCGUAUUGAUCCAACUGAAGGUCUUUUAAAUCAAGAUAAUUUAGAUGAGCUUUCAUCUUAUGGCCCAAAGCGAAGUGGUUUAAACUCAUUAAUCCAACAAUCAAGGCUUAUCAACCAACAAAUGGUUCCAACGAUAAACAGUCAACCAUCACCCCAACAACAACAACAACAACAACAACAAUGGAAUGACGAGUUCAUACCAAAAUGGGAUGAAAGUGUAAAAGUAGAAAAGUGGUCACCAGAUGACCGAUCAAAAAACACUAAUCCAUUUAACUGGUGGUGGCCAUGGAUGUCAAAUCUACCACAGUAAAGAAACAAAGAAAAAAGGAAAAUCAAUAAAUCAUCUUAAACAAAUUAAACAAAAAGAUUAUAUUAAAUUAUCUUAUAAACAAUUAAAGAAAAAAAAAAUAAUCAAUUUUGAAUAAAAAUUUUGUUCUGUUGCCAUAGCAACCGAAUCAAAACAACAAACGAUUGUAGUACUUUUCGG
Molecule: messenger RNA, 2981 nt
Organism: Panonychus citri (citrus red mite)
Lineage: Eukaryota; Metazoa; Arthropoda; Arachnida; Trombidiformes; Tetranychidae
Product: myb-like protein I
Exons: 3
Coding region: 780-2804 (674 amino acids)
Source: RefSeq, a predicted model, not a curated record